AAUAAUUUUCCCUUUUAUUUACAGGAUAUGACAUUUUUGGUUCUGAAAAAGAAAUUCGAGGGCAUUUAAAGUCUAUGGAAUUUGAGUAUGAAUGCGGGAAUUUUGCCAGUUCAACUGGAAAGCAAGUCUCUUUUGUAAGAGUAACCAAUCUGUCUGAUGUAGUGAAGAAAUCUGUUAACCAACUGAAUGAAAGUGGCUUUUUUGUGGAAAAGAGCAACAUCCCAAAAAAUUUGCUGUGGGUACUUCUCAUGGGGGACAAGGGAAGGAAAUCAACAAAGUUACUGUUGCAAUUUCUCAAUUGCAAAGAACAACACUCCAUUCACACAGCCCGCCUGCUGGCAAUAUUCGAAGGUGACAAGGACAACCACCAAUGCAUCCAAAAGGUUUUGGUCCUGUUAUCGAGGAAACAAAGAAAGUAUUAUCAAACAUUACUGAACUGGACCUUAAGGUAGACCUUACAAAAAUCACAAGUCCAAGUCAGCAGCCCAAUUUUGACAUCAGAGGGAUGGCAAAUUGGCCUAAUGAGCUUCAAGAGUUGUUCCGAAACUGCGAAAAUGAGUAUCACAGCCAAAGAUGUUUGUUAUGCCAGAAAACAACCUACCGGUAUUUCAAAUCACAUUCCUCCAACUGUGAUGCCAACCAGUCAUCCAGUGCAAUGUAUAGCAUUUCAGAGUUCUGGCUCAGUCUUGGAGGGGACUGGGAGUUCAUAGCAAGGUUAUUGGGUUUAACAGGACCCAAUGGAACUUUCUUUUGUAACUUCUGUCAUGCUCAACUUAAAGAUCUUGAGAAGGGGAAGCCUCGCACGCCAUGGUUGUUGCAGCGAGGUGCCACUGCUUAAGUCACACAUGUACCAAAAAGUUUCCCGUGCGUAGUUUUGAGUCAAUCUUGUCUGAUAAUGACAGAUUUGUGAAAGGUGGUUCUGUAAAGUCAAAAGCCAACCAAUUCCACAAUUGUGAGAGCACUCCAGUCUAUCAAGCAACUGGACCAGUUAUUGACUCAGUGUCAUGCAUGCCCCUCCAUUUGUCUCUGGGACUUGGAAAGCAGGCACUUGAGCUGGUUGAAAGUGAAGCCAUUUCACUGGAUAAUACCAUUAAAGAGGCAAAUGGAGAGGCAUCCUCAGAACUGGUUGAGGCAUUCAAGAAACGGGAGGAACUGAUCUUGGAGUGUGCCAAUCUAGAGGAAUUGUUGGAGGAUGACAAUAAAGCCAUUAAUUCCACUGAAGAAAAGCUUCAGAGGUUUCUUGCUGAGACAGCUCCCUAUCAUCAAAAGGAAGGGCGAAGGUUCACUACUCACACAGUGGAAGCUGUAAAAGCAAGAGAAAGGGCACGAGAGCUUAAAAAGGGCAGGGAUGAACAACAACACCAGGCAAAACAACAUCAAGAUCAGUUGAAAGCAGCCAACGAACAAUUGACUACCAUACUUACCAAAAUACAUAAUUUGAAAGGGCCUUUCCACAGGAGAUUGGAUAGUGUACUAGAAAGGAUGAAUUUAAAGAGGCAAGUGUAUCACAAAGGGGCUCUGGUUGGUAAUGAUGUUGCCAAAAUUCUCCACCCUGAAAACGUAGGAAAAAUUGUAAAUUGUUUCAAACCACUCAGAGUGAAUCUUCAAAAUGGAGAACAUAAAGUUUUCAGUGAUCAAAGUAGUAUGAACAAGGUGUCAACAUUAUUGACAAAACUUUCACAAUGUUUCCAGCUGUACUCACCCAGUACUCCUCUCUGUCGCCAUGAGGUAGCCUUCCUUGCAGUACGAUGUGCUAGCUUUGGUCACUGGUUUCCUAUAAACUUUCCAAACACCAACUUGCUUCAAAAGUUUCAUGUGUUAACUUUCCAUGUCCCUGAGAAAGCCAUUUCCAAGCACACCGUGGGCAUGGAAGCUGAACACUUCUCAGAAAGUAUACACCCAGUGGUCAACAGGCUUGAAAGGACUUAUGCAACUACACAGAAUACAUGUGAUCGCUUGGCACUGGUAGUCAAGAGCCAGUGGAUUCAAAGCAACUCCACUCUGACAAAUUUCAGGAAACCUAAACACAGAAACAGAUCAGAUGCAAUUAACCAAGUCGCAGGGUUUGUGAACGAUUUUUCUUACCGCGAGAGUGAUUCAAUCAAUCAGGUGGAAGGAAAUGGUAAUAAAAACAGGAAAGUGCAGCAAACACUGGGCACAUUUUUGUGGCGUUGCGCUGAAAUUGCGCCAAAUAACCCAGCAGGUAUUAGUCAUUUGAGAGACGCCGCAACAGGUAUGGCCAACUUUUGUGCAACCUCAUUCCCAGAGUCUCUCAUCUUCCCGCCUCCUGGUGCGAGAGAGGACAGUUCUCCCUUGCUCCAGAAGGGCGGGAACAUGAGAAACCCUGAGAACGAGGUUGACUUUGUAUAUAAUUUACUUAGCCUGUUCCAGGCUCUCGGUCAGUGGGGACGAUGGAAAAACUGGGCGGGUGACCAGCGGGGUCUGGUAGAGAAAAAGAAGAGGUCAAGAAAGCCUGUAAGCAUUGAUUUAAAAACUCAUUCCGGUAUACCAGCUCCUGGUAUACCCUGUGAUUGGUUACCUUUGACAGUUUAUAUCAACACAUUGUCCAUUUGUCUGAAGCCAAGUGAUGCUUAG
This is a messenger RNA of Orbicella faveolata, 2595 nucleotides long. RefSeq lists its product as uncharacterized. Lineage: Eukaryota; Metazoa; Cnidaria; Anthozoa; Scleractinia; Merulinidae. The record is from RefSeq and is a predicted model, not a curated record.